AAACACUGUUAUCUUAUUCGAAUCCGGAACGGCGGCGGCAACCCCUUCGCCUCUGGUCUCUCCCUCUCUCUCUUCUUCUUCUCCUUCUUCUCUCUCUUCUUCUUCCUUCUCUCUUCCCCCUUCUUCGUGUCAUUCUCAGACCGCCUUCACUCUGUUCUCAAUCACAUAAAAGAUUUGCAACGGCGGAGCUUCCCCUUAUCCUCACUCGAAUCUGGCGAUUUCUCAGUCGUUUUCAGUCCUACUAUCCUUCCCAAUUUCUUUUACCCACUAUUUCGUUGGGAUUUUUAACGUUUGGGUCAUUGGCCGAAUCCCCUGCGUCCUAUAAACUCGCCGUUCGAACAGAAGAAGCUACAGCAGGGGCGAUCGGCGAUUUCGUCAUCAGUCGAGAAUAACCCGGUGACCGGCGAUUCCCGUCCUUUCACUUCCAUUAGUUUGCAUACAGCCAUCCACGAAGUUCAUCAUUGUGCGGGGGCGAACAAUCCGAAGCCGAAACAGAUUGAACCCCCCUGUUCGCUGAACGAUUUCAGGCCCAAACAUCUACAGUUGGAACUUGAAGGAGGGAGACCGCCGAUAGAGCUGGUAAGGAGGUUUCCCCAAACCAGCUCCGGUAAACUCUCAGCCCCGAUUCAGCCCAGUAACCAUUCAUUUCUCAUGCUGUAUUAAGUUAUUUUUUCAUGUUUCAAUGAAUGUUAAUCCACCGAACCCUAGCCCAGAAUCAGAUGCACCCACCUUUCACUGCACAUCGGCGUCCAUGAACGCGGAAGCCGCCGGCGGCGAAAGAAAUCAGUCGGCGGUCAUCAUCGUAGUUUUUGGCAAAUCUAAAAAGAAAGGGAAGAAAAGAGGAUUUAAUGGAACCAGAACCUGUUGAUACUAAACAUGCUAUUCCUAGGAAGGUCAGAUAUGCACCAAAAGCUCCUCCUCGUAGAGCACCCAUUCCCGCUGCACCUAAAAUUGAAGAAGUUGAGGAUGUAAAGGCUUUUCAAACAAGAGAGUUACUGCRGCGUGUCAAUGAAAGUUCUGUUAAUGGAAGGCCUAAAAUGGAAAGAAAAUCAGGACCUGCACAAGUUGCAUUUGGUUUUGGACCUUCAUCAAAUUAUUUUAUGUCAUAUGGCUCUUCAAAAGUUGGUAGUAGUAGUAAAUAUCAAGGUUUGGGUUCUGAUGAUGGAGUUCAUUCAUCAGCACGUAGAAUGGAGAAAGAAUACAAAGAACCCUGGGACUACUACUCUUACUAUCCCGCUGCCCUUCCUUUGAGAAGGCCAUACUCAGGAGACCCAGUACUUCUUGAUGACGAGGAAUUCGGGGAGGCUUCAGAAGAAAUUGCUUAUGAUGAAAGUUCUGUAAAGUUAGCUACAGAGCUUGACUUAAUGGAAGAGAAUAAAGAAGCAAGGAUGAUCUUCCUUCAGCUACCGUCAUCUUUGCCCCUAGUUAAGCGGUCAGCUACAACAAACAAUGAUGGAACCAAUAGUGGUUUGAAACAAUUCAGAGGUGGGGUUUCUUCAGAAAAGCCCUGCAAAUUGGAAGAGUUGCCUGUUGGAUUCAUGGGUAAAAUGCUAGUAUAUGAAAGUGGUGCCAUUAAGCUGAAGCUCGGGGAUACCCUAUAUGAUGUUUCUUCGGGCAUGAAUUGUGUUUUUGCUCAGGAUGUUGUUGCAAUCAAUACUGAAGAGAAACACUGCUGCAUUCUUGGCGAGCUCAACAAGCGUGCUGUCAUAACUCCAAAUAUUGACUCGAUCUUGAAUAGUAUGAUCGACUCAGAUUAGUUUUUGCUUGGUUACAAGAGAUUUUGGCUUCAUGAAAGAAACUCAAGAUUUAAUAGUUGAGGAAAAUUGUAUACCAGCUUCGUAGUGCCUUGUUUCUACCACAGUAGUAGAAUGGACUUGUUACAGAAAGCCAUGACAUUUCUUCUUCCUUAAGCUAUAUCAUUCUUUAUUCCUUAACCAUAAAUAAUAAAAGUUAGAAGUCAUUCAUUUGAUUCA
Nelumbo nucifera (sacred lotus) is the source of this 1973-nucleotide messenger RNA. RefSeq lists its product as uncharacterized. Gene Ontology annotation, cellular component: RNA polymerase III complex. Gene Ontology annotation, biological process: tRNA transcription by RNA polymerase III. Gene Ontology annotation, molecular function: DNA binding. The record is from RefSeq and is a predicted model, not a curated record. Lineage: Eukaryota; Viridiplantae; Streptophyta; Magnoliopsida; Proteales; Nelumbonaceae.